This is a messenger RNA of Emys orbicularis (European pond turtle), 1338 nucleotides long. RefSeq names its product adrenoceptor beta 3 (gene ADRB3). The transcript is spliced from 2 exons. Bases 1 to 1338 code for a protein of 445 amino acids. Gene Ontology annotation, biological process: adenylate cyclase-activating adrenergic receptor signaling pathway; positive regulation of heart contraction; norepinephrine-epinephrine-mediated vasodilation involved in regulation of systemic arterial blood pressure. Gene Ontology annotation, molecular function: beta3-adrenergic receptor activity; epinephrine binding; beta1-adrenergic receptor activity. NCBI's taxonomy places the organism in Eukaryota, Metazoa, Chordata, Testudines, Emydidae. The record is from RefSeq and is a predicted model, not a curated record. Gene Ontology annotation, cellular component: plasma membrane.
AUGGCUCCUUGGCCCGAUAGCAACGCCACCUCCAGGGGGGACGCAGCCACCAACUGCACGGGAGCCGACAGCCUGAGCAAGCAGUGGGCCAUCGGGGCCGCCCUGGGCCUCACGGUGCUGGUGAUCGCAGCCGGCAACCUGCUGGUGAUCCUGGCCAUCGCCAAGACGCCGCGCCUGCAGACCAUGACCAACGUGUUCGUCACCUCGCUGGCCUGCGCCGACCUGAUUAUGGGCUUGCUGGUGGUGCCGCCGGGGGCCACCAUCGUGCUAAGCGGCCACUGGCCCUACAGCACCACGGUGUGCGAGCUGUGGACCUCGCUGGACGUGCUGUGCGUCACGGCCAGCAUCGAGACCCUGUGCGCCAUUGCCGUGGACCGGUACCUGGCCAUCACCUCGCCGCUGCAGUACGAGGCGCUGGUGACCAAGGGUCGGGCGCGGGCCGUGGUGUGCCUGGUCUGGGCCAUCUCCGCCUUCGUCUCCUUCCUGCCCAUCAUGAACCACUGGUGGCGGGACGGGGCGGACGAGGAGGCGCUGAGCUGCUACCAGAACCCGAGCUGCUGCGACUUCGUCACCAACAUGCCCUACGCCAUCCUCUCCUCCAUCAUCUCCUUCUACGUGCCGCUGCUGGUCAUGCUCUUUGUCUACGCGCGGGUCUUCGCCGUGGCCAGCCGGCAGAUCUGCCUCAUCGAGCGGGACAAGGUCCGCUUCCUCCAGGGCCCCCCCAGCCCCGGCGCCAAGGGCCCCCGCCGGAGGAGACCAUCCCGCCUCAUGGCCAUGAGGGAGCACAAGGCGCUCAAGACCCUGGGCAUCAUCAUGGGCACCUUCACCCUCUGCUGGCUGCCCUUCUUCGUGGCCAACAUCGUCAAGGUCUUCUACAGGUCCCUCAUCCCCGGCCAGGUCUUCCUCUCCCUCAACUGGCUGGGCUACGUCAACUCCGCCUUCAACCCCAUCAUCUACUGCCGCAGCCCCGACUUCAGGAGCGCCUUCAAGAAGCUGCUCUGCUGCCCGCGGAGCGCGGACCGCCGGCUGCACGCCGUCUCCAGGGACCUCCGCCGGUGCCCCUGCGCCUUCGCUUCCCAGGAGGCCUCCCCGGCGGACAGCAAGCCCGUGGCGCAGGGGCAGCAGCCCGGGCAGGCGGAGGAGGAGGAUGGGGGAACCAGCAUCAGCAGCAGCCGCUCCAGUAGCAGGACUGAGGAGACCAACCUCUCCUCCCGCCAAAGCAAUGGGAAUGGCAAUGCCCAGCGCCCCCUUAGGGAGGCCCAGCUGCAGGGCACCCAGACCACGCUGUGUCUGCAGCUGGAAGAAUUUACCUGCAAUGAAGCAAAAGCAGGUCCUUGA